ACUCAGCUCUACAGCUUCCAAUUGUUCUCAACAAGAAAAAAUGGCGAACCCUAAAUCACUCUCAGUGAUUCUUCUUCUCUCGCUAUUGGCGAUCGCAUCGGCUGAAAUCAUCUUCGAGGAGCGCUUCGAAGAUGGAUGGGAGAGCAGAUGGGUAAAGUCUGAUUGGAAAAAAGAUGACAAUACAGCUGGGGAGUGGAAUUACACUUCUGGAAAAUGGAACGGUGACGCCAAUGAUAAAGGUAUCCAAACAAGUGAAGAUUACAGGUUUUAUGCUAUUUCAGCUGAAUAUCCUACAUUCAGCAACAAAGAUAAGACUUUAGUCUUCCAAUUUUCCGUCAAGCAUGAGCAGAAGCUUGACUGUGGUGGUGGUUACAUGAAGUUGCUUAGCGGUGAUGUUGACCAGAAGCAAUUUGGCGGUGACACUCCAUACAGCAUUAUGUUUGGACCUGAUAUCUGUGGCUACAGUACCAAGAAAGUCCAUGCCAUUCUUAACUACAAUGAUACAAACCAAUUGAUUAAGAAGGAAGUUCCAUGUGAAACUGAUCAGCUAACUCACGUAUACACUUUGAUUAUCCGUCCAGAUGCUACUUAUAGCAUCCUUAUCGACAAUGUGGAGAAGCAGACUGGUAGUUUGUACACUGAUUGGGAUCUUCUUCCACCCAAGAAAAUCAAGGAUCCUGAGGCCAAGAAACCUGAAGAUUGGGAUGACAAGGAAUUUAUUCCUGACCCUGAAGACGUUAAACCAGAGGGUUAUGAUGACAUUCCAAAGGAGAUUCCAGACACUGAAGCAAAGAAGCCUGAGGAUUGGGAUGAUGAGGAAGAUGGUGAAUGGACUGCCCCAACUAUUGCUAACCCUGAGUACAAGGGUCCAUGGAAGGCUAAGAAAAUUAAGAACCCCAACUACCAGGGCAAAUGGAAGGCACCAAUGAUUGAUAACCCAGAUUUCAAGGAUGACCCAGAACUCUAUGUUUACCCCAGCUUGAAGUAUGUUGGUAUUGAGUUGUGGCAGGUGAAAUCCGGAACCUUGUUUGACAAUGUCUUGAUUUGCGAUGACCCCGAGUAUGCCAAGAAAGUGGCAGAAGAGACAUGGGGAAAGAACAAGGAUGCUGAGAAGGCAGCAUUUGAGGAGGCCGAGAAAAAUAAAGAAGAAGAGGAGUCAAAGGAUGAGCCAGCUGAUUCUGAUGCCGAUGACGACGAUGAUGAUGUUGAUGAUGCUGAAGGAGAAGAUGAUGGUGAAGUAAAACCAGAUGCCGCAGAAGACAGUGGCGAUGACCAGGAUGAUGCACAUGAUGAACUGUAGAGAAGAAGUUGUGCUGAGGAUGAGCACAAUUAGCAGUGCUCCUAAAUUUUUCUGUUUUCUUUUUGAUUAUUAAAGUAGGAGCUCUUGUAGGGAAAGAUAAAUAGAAUUGGAAGGAGGUUGCAUGCAGGACCUGCAUGUCUGAUUGUUUUAGUCCUAAAAUCUUGUCCGAGCCGUAGAACAAAGAGGAUGCCUUUUUAUCAUCGAAUUUAUGAACUAGUUCCGAUGGUUUUGUUUCUUUUUCAAAUUUCAAAAUGCGCCAACGUAUCGGUAAUUUUAUAA
This is a messenger RNA of Mercurialis annua (annual mercury), 1579 nucleotides long. Its product is annotated as calreticulin. Gene Ontology annotation, biological process: protein folding. Lineage: Eukaryota; Viridiplantae; Streptophyta; Magnoliopsida; Malpighiales; Euphorbiaceae. The coding region runs from base 41 to 1300 and encodes 419 amino acids. Gene Ontology annotation, cellular component: endoplasmic reticulum; endoplasmic reticulum membrane. The record is from RefSeq and is a predicted model, not a curated record. The transcript has 14 exons. Gene Ontology annotation, molecular function: calcium ion binding.